UCCGGGUCGCGGUUAUCAAGUCGGAAUUGAAAGCAGGCUGUGAGGCUCUUUAGGGAGAGUUGCAGGCGUCUCCCUCUAGUCUCCUAGAUACUGCCGCGAGGAUCGAAUGAUGGGAUCGGCAGAGGCUGCCUCUUCGCCUGCGUUCCCUUUUCUGGACCCGAUUGUUGUUGACGACGAGAUGGGGAACCCUUACCAGGACACAGAUAUGGACUUUCUGGAUACCGCCAGGCUGCAGAUGUCGGCAGAAAAUGCAGGGAGGGACUUUGACGACCUGUUCUCGCGCGCCACUUCGUCCCGCCCAGUCGCGGAAUCGGAGCCAUCGUGUCUAUCGCCCUCGGAAUUGUCCCUCAAACGGUCUUACCAAGACCAGGAUGCGUUGCGACAAGUGAAUGUUGUGUCGUCUGAUUCACCCGCCGAGUCGCCAGACGGUUCAUCUCCUAGUUCCUCUUCCACAUCGCCGCGGAACCAUCUCCGAAACCCGUCGGUCACCUCUUCCGCAUCGGUUGUUCAUAGCGAAAACACCGUGAUGCCCUUUGGAUAUGCGAUGGAGGAUUGGAUGAACCCAGACCUGGCAUCAGUCAAGGAGGAAUCGCUUUUCGGUCUUGACCUCUCCCUGCCAAAUCUCGAUGGCGCUUUCCCCACAGAUACCGACCUCGAGUCGAGUAACAAGGCGAUGGAUGCCGCUUUUGACUUCGAGAGUGCUGCCAGUAGCCCCAGCCCUCUGAAAUCCGAGUCUGCCCCUUUGCCAAAAUUCCCGAAGAGAUCAAAAUCUCAGCUACGAAGUGUUUCUGGCACCUCGGCCAGGCAUUCUGCUUCAUCGAUCCCCGGGCCGUCUUUCUUCCCUCGCAACACAAAGGAGCCCUCGCCUUUUUCGGUCUCGAGAAGCUUUGGUCAGGCGAAGUCACCGUUGGGUCCGUGGGGAGGUCAUUCGCCUUCAUCAAUCUUGGAAGAAAGUUUCGGCGGAAUCAAUAUGAAUGGUGGCUCUCCGCUCACCCCAGGACUCAACUUUGGACCGAGCAGCUUUCCCUUUGGUGUCAAUUUUGCUCCAUCCCCUUCCCCGAGUACCAUGAAGCAAGAAACGACACAGCGUCACAUGCUGACUGUGCAUCCCACCUCGCUCAAAUCGCGCGUGGAAACUCAAAUUCCAAUCAGACUGACCCUCUUUCCACUGCCGAACGGUGUCAAAAAGGUGCGCUUACCGAGCCAUACUAUCUCAAAACCGAAAUUUCUUGCCCCGCCAACCGUUGAACGAUCCCCGGAAAUCGUGGAGUUGCAUACUAGUCUUGUUUGCACGAGCGCGAUGCAAGAUCAGGAGAAGUUGAAUAAGGCAUUUGCGAGAGCGAGAGGCGAAAAUACUGGCCGUCCAUCUAGCGCUAGCCCACGGUCCGCCGAAGACUUGCAGGAAGACGACAAACCGUUGGAUGGUGGAGAAGUAAAGAUCUGCCCUGGUUGUAUUCAGCGUGAACGGAAGCGGGCAUUCCGGAAAAAGCAAAGAAAACCGGAGGAGGAUGAACUUUUCCAAAAGGACGAGGAGAAGAGGGUAAUCGUCUUCAACACCAAUGAAGUUAAGGAAUGGGCCGAGCCGUCCAAGAAUGCUAUUCCCGGGUACGGAGACGCUCCCAUGCCGAAUAUUCCUCCAGGGGCUAUGCAAGUAGAACUGCCGAUGCGAAUUGCAUGUUACUGCAGGCAUCAGAAUGAGAAGCUCGGGUUUCAGGUCAUCUUCACCGUCAAGGAUUAUAAGGACAACGUUGUUGCUCAAGCGAUAACGAACUCGAUCAUGAUCACAGAUGACCACAAGACCCAUGCUCCUCCGGCUCCUCCGGCUCCUGGCCCCUCCCCCUCGUUGCCUGAUGGGACACAGCUUCCGGGCGUUGGUGUGUUCCCAUCGAGCCCCAGUGUUGAUACAGGCAAAUCAUCCGCCCCCUCUCAACAAGCAGCUCAGUCGUCUUCGGCCACGGAUUUGCAGGGGCUCCAGCAAAGAUUCAACACCCAGUAUCAAUUGACCUCCAAUAAUUUCGCCGUGUCACAGACCUCAACGAACGGCACAAAUCCCAACUCGCAGACGCCGCGGAGUCUGUCACGACAAACAUCGCCGAACGACUUUCAAGGGCCGAUGAGCAAGCGCCGCAAGCACAGCAACUCGGGGAGAUUACCGUCCGAACUCACUAUGACUAAACUAGAGAAUGCACAGUCAUCUGCCAGCGCCUCUAGUUCUUCAGCUCCGAGUAACGAGCCGCAGUUCCCCAGCUCCCGUGGAUUUGCUUCCCCGGUAGAGAGGCCUUUCGUGACGACUUCUGCUUUGUCUAAUCAAUUCUCUAACGGACCGCCGACUCCAAACGGCGCCGAUACGAACCCAUUCCUUAAUACUAUACAGCAACAGAGUUUGGACAACUUCAUACAACAGCAAUUGAUGUCUGCACCGAACUCGGCUCAACCAAGCCGCCCUGGAACACCCGGUGGUUCUUCGCGGAACAACAACUUUCAGGACCCGAGCUUCAAUCUCUCUUUGGGUCCUACUCCAUCCACCCCAAUGUGGCCGCCACUUACAAAUGCGGGUAACCGGCUUCCUUCGGUCAUCCACAAAUUGGUUCCUGCGGAAGGCUCUAUAACAGGAGGCACGGAGGUUACACUGUUAGGGAGUGGCUUUUACCCCGGCAUGGAAGUUGUCUUUGGCGAUACUCUUGCCACAACCACCACGUUCUGGGGUGAUAAAUGUCUCAAUUGCUUGACGCCUCCUGCACUUCAACCCGGACUCGUGGCGGUGGUUUUCAAGCAUGAACACCCCACGUUCGGUCAGAUGCAGCCGGCUCAGCCUCUGAUGCCAAAGCAACAGCAGUUCUUCCGUUACGUUGACGACCGGGAGCUGCAGAUGUAUCGCCUUGCUUUAGGUAUCCUUGGUCAGAAACUUGGCAGUCAAGCCGAUGCAUUCCAAACUGCCCAGCAAAUCAUGGGCAGUGAUAUGAAGAGCGUAUUCAACCUUCAGAAAGACUUCCCAGGAGGAUCCGGGGGUCACCAGCGGCAGGUUCCCGGGUUGGAGUCGCAAGUCAAACUGAGCGACCUUGACUCGAGAAUGUGGAGAUACCUGGAGUUUGUCGAUCUCGAUGACAGUCCGCGCCCCCCCAGAUACAACUCGCGAUCUGCGACAGGGCAGACUCUGCUUCACUUUGCAUCUUCGUUGGGCCUGACGCGAUUUGUGGCUGGCCUGCUUGCUCGAGGUGCCAAUCCCGACCUGCAGGAUAACACCGGGAACACACCGAUGCAUCUGGCAGCUUUGAACGGUCACGCGCAUAUCGUCAACAGGCUUCGUCUCGCGGGAGCCAACUCUAAUGCCCGUAGCAUUAGGGGCUUUACCCCAGCAGACCUUGCUACCACGUUGCCAGCUCACCAGGCCGCCCUGAUACCUGCACGCCACUAUCGCUCACGUAGUGUUGGGUCAUUGUCCUCUUCGCGGCGCAGGCACAGCAGUUCUGCAUCCCUGCAUUCACUCUGGGAGUCUUCCUCUGCAUCAGGUUCAUUCGACCAUGCGGUCGAAGACUCGGAUGAUUCGGAUGAUGGGGAUGGCGUGAUUGACUAUACCGUAUCACGACGGUCAAGUAUGCACCAUGAGCGACCAGGACCGAUCCCUUCACCGGAGCAGGCAGCGCAAACUGACGAUACCCGACCGUUCUCACCUCCCGCGGCGCUGGUUGCUUGGCGUAACCAACUCCAAGCACAGAUUAAUCAGUUCCAGCAAAGUGUGUCCAACGCGUUCCCCAAUCUUCCUGCAUUACCGCCCAUGCCCGCCCUGCCUGAUUACCAGGCUCAUCCGAUGAUGCGUCGCAUUACGAAUCUUGUUCCACACCGGCCGAGCACGGCGCGGUCGGCCAAAGAUGGCUGGUGGGAUAUGCUGACGGGCAACUCCGCCCCCACGGGCACAGAGCUUCCGUCCUAUGAAGAGCUCUAUCCUCACAAAGACACCGAAGAUGAGGAGCAAGCAGCGCGCUUGAAAAAGUCAAGCAUGUUGCAGGCGGCGACAGAGGCGGCUCUCGAUCAACAUUUCGAAGCACUGGCCAGCACCUCGGAGGUCCCGCGGGCCAAGCCGGAGAGCGAAGACAUCAAAGACAUUCGGAUUGGCCGCAAGGUUAUAUCUCGUGAACAGCAAAAACACCUCAGGGAGCAGCAAGCACGGAGGAUGAAGGGUCUUGGUAGCGAUCGGAAUCUGUACUUCAUCUGGGUAAGUGGAGAUGUUUAUCGAAUUGCGUCAUCGUGCUGAGAGCUGUUGCUAACUUGUGCUAGAUUCCACUCCUGCUGUUGGUGAUUUGCGCCUGGGCCCGGAGUUAUGUCCCGGGCAUCUGGGAAGGGUUUUCUAGCGGUUAUGAAUUUGUCAAGGC
Aspergillus sclerotioniger CBS 115572 is the source of this 4370-nucleotide messenger RNA. Its product is annotated as putative membrane-tethered transcription factor (SPT23). The transcript is spliced from 3 exons. Lineage: Eukaryota; Fungi; Ascomycota; Eurotiomycetes; Eurotiales; Aspergillaceae. Bases 107 to 4252 code for a protein of 1381 amino acids. Gene Ontology annotation, molecular function: protein binding. The record is from RefSeq and is a predicted model, not a curated record.